UUAGAACAUAUACAUAUAUAUAACUAUUCAAUAUGGCAAAGUCUGCUAUUUGUGUGUUAGAAGGAAUAGUUAAAGGGACAAUAAAGUUUGAAGAUAUAGGUGAUGGAAAAACUCAUGUGAGCGGAAAAAUUACAGGUCUACAACCUCCUGGAAAACAUGGUUUUCAUAUUCAUCAGUUUGGGGAUUAUUCAGGUGGUUGUAUGAGCACUGGCCCUCAUUUUAAUCCAUUUAACAAAGAGCACGGUGGACCAGAAGAUGAGAAUCGACAUGCAGGUGAUCUAGGUAACAUUGUCUCAGAUGAUUAUGGAAAUGCUGAUGUUAAUAUAGAAGACUCCCAAAUUCCCUUGGAUGGUCCAAACAGCAUCAUUGGUAGAGCUUUGGUAGUCCAUCAGAAUGAAGAUGAUUUAGGAUUAGGAGGCCAUAAAGAUAGCAAAACUACCGGAAAUGCUGGAGCAAGAUUGUCCUGUGGUGUCAUUGGACUUGCAAAAUAAUAGUCUGGAUACUAAUUGUUAUACAGCAUAUGUUUCUUGUGCAUUAAAUUUGAAAGUUUGAGUUUAUUGUUUUUAAGUUUAUCUUGUUUUUGUUCUUGAAUUUGUAUUAACAUUUUUUUUUAUUCUUUUAUAUGUAUCAGUAACUUUUUCAUCAAUUAUCUUUUGAAUGAUCAAGUUUCUUUUUUCAGAAUAUAUUUAUAAUGGUUAAUUAA
Hydra vulgaris (swiftwater hydra) is the source of this 703-nucleotide messenger RNA. Its product is annotated as superoxide dismutase [Cu-Zn] 2-like. NCBI's taxonomy places the organism in Eukaryota, Metazoa, Cnidaria, Hydrozoa, Anthoathecata, Hydridae. Gene Ontology annotation, biological process: superoxide metabolic process. The record is from RefSeq and is marked validated. Gene Ontology annotation, molecular function: copper ion binding.